GAUCCUGCUCUACAAUGCCCCCGUCCUGGAUCGUCGUGCUUAUUGCCCUUCUUUUGCAGCCGCAAUGUGCCGGGGCGUUUUUUGGCUGGUUUUCACGGAAAUCGUCCUCAAGCCGAUCCCCUGGAGCACACGAGGAGCCCACUCCGUCUUCUGAUCCCAGGGCCCUCCCCAACGCCCCUUUCGAAAUGACCACAGUGGAUGAAAAGUUCCUGGCGGAGGCGAGACAUCUGGAGCUCUCACCGCUGGACAGCUGUCAUUACAAGGUGGUCAGCCAGCUGCAAGCGUCCUGCACGGAGAUGUCCGAAGAAGAAAUUGCCAAGCUGGGGGUCUGUCUCUUGAAUUGCCAGGCGGAGGUGGAGGGGCGCCCGACGUACCCCUGUACGGAAGACAUGACGCUGGCGGAAUGCACCUCAUCUAUGGAUCCAGACACCUGGAACGCCUAUCAUAUUGUCAGCAACCGUGCGCGCUCUGUGUGCUACGCCACUCGCCAACUCCACUUCAGACGCCGCACAGAACUUACUGUCAAUACCCUGGUGUCCACCGCCAUGAGCCAGCUGGAAGCCAUGAAAAUACUGAAGGAUGGACAAGAAGAGCUGAAGGAAUUGACAUCAGAGUCUCUCAAGAAAGUGGUGAGCAGUCAGAAUGAGCUGUUAGACCAACAAGAGAAGCUACAGAGCAACCAGGCCACCAUGGAGACAUCAAUCAAUGGAAACCUGGAGAUGUUGGCAGAUGAGAAGGCCCUUAUAGCCAGUGGUCAUCACUUGGUGGCUCAGAUGAUUGAAGGCAUCACCAAGAAGAUGGAAAACGUGAGCACUCAGCUGGUGGUACAGGACACGGAGCUUCAGGAAGGCCACAAGGCGAUUCUGGCUGAUCUGUCAGAGGUCCGGAGUCGAUCUCAUGAAGUCUAUACCAAAAUUGAGUCAAACUUGGACCUCUUCCUGUCCUACCAGAGCCAGACGGCACUGUAUUAUGACGAGCUCAUGGAGAAGCUGAACAAGAUGAAUAAAAGCCUUGGGAUGGUUCUCUUUGCUAUGGAACACAUGCAGCGGAGCGUGGAUCAGCGACUCAGCUACAUCCAGACAUUCAUUGGCUGGGCAGGUGGAAACAUUACGGCGAUUUACACGUGUGUCCUGCACGGCGCCUAUUUCCUGCUCCUUGCGCUUCUCAUGACUUUCCUGCAGACUCCUGGCUUCUCUCGAGCUGUGCUCCUCCUCCUGAUAAUCUGCAAUGCACUCUCUGAGCUUAACCACCAUGUUUCCCUCAGCUUCCGUGCUCUGACUGCCGUCCUGGUGUGCACGGUGACUGCUCACUGGAUGCUGCUAAACUUUCUCCACUGCAUUGUGAAGUUGAAAAGCAGGAAGACAUGCACCACCCUGCCGCCACCUUGCACUGCUGCCAUCGCUGCGUCUGGUAAGGAGGAUAGCCGCUUUCGCUGCUCCACCCCCGAAAGGCCAUUAGAGGAAUCUCUGCUGAAUAAAGAGCUGAACAAACUAGUCAAUGACAGCCACCUGUUGGACAAUUCUCUAAUUGAUGAGGAUAUUUUUGCAAAAGAGGAGUCGAUAAUUGCAUCUCCUACACACCUUGGCUGGAAGAACCAUCAAGUGGUAAGAACUCCCAGCCACGCGAGCCCCGCAAUGAAACUUCGCCGUCUGAGUCUUACCAACGCCGUCAGAGGUCAUGAGACUCCCUCCAAGCAGGACAAAGGACACCAGCGCCACCUGAAAGCGGCGUUUGAAGCACUGUCUGAAUCUAAUAAUUAUAGUCCGAACAAUUCUGUGUGCAGCAAUGCGUCCAUCUCCUCCACGUCGUCACGAAAUUUCUGCCAAGCCACCACCAGAACUGGACAGCCGUGCCGGAACAAGGCCAGCGGUGGACAGGAGUUCUGCCACGUCCACAUAUCUGGCCAGACCUCCUACACAACUUGAUAAAUUCAUCAUCCAUUUCCACUUGGUAUCACUGUCUUGGGCCAUAAGGGGAGGUUCUCAAACGGUCUCUAAACUGAUUUAUUCUGACCUUCACAAAAUGGUAACUGAUUCCACAGGUCGAGGGCAGUAUUGAUUAUCUUAUAACAAGUAAUAGUUUAGAGGGUUUUAUCAAUAGUCAAUUCCACUGAUAAUGGCCAGGCAUCGACUAAGUAGAAGACCAAACCCAUGGAAGAAAAUAUUUUGAGAGCGAUGUACGCUCUUCAAGUUUACAUGUCAGUCCAUCAGUACGGAGGUAAGAAUUUGAAAACGUGCCUUAUUAUUCUGGCCAUACGUAUGUGGCCAACUCUGACGAUGUUUGGACACUUGCAUUAUCCGCCAUUGCUGUGUCUGUAAUUUGACUAAAUACAUGACUUCAUGUUGGAACCAGCUUUAAUACAUGGCUUGUAGUUACUGAGACCUUGAAUGGACAAUAUUGCUGCUUUAAUGUGAGAUACUUUUUAUGAAUUCCGCGGUAACUGUCCAGGACAUGUAUUAUAAUCCUUCAUGUCACUAUUUUAAUUAGAUGAUAUCCUUGUAUUUAUUGCCAUGUAUGUAUAUUUUU
This is a messenger RNA of Pelobates fuscus (common spadefoot toad), 2526 nucleotides long. Its product is annotated as protein brambleberry-like. The record is from RefSeq and is a predicted model, not a curated record. NCBI's taxonomy places the organism in Eukaryota, Metazoa, Chordata, Amphibia, Anura, Pelobatidae. The transcript is spliced from 12 exons. The coding region runs from base 15 to 1925 and encodes 636 amino acids.